GUACAAUUUGGGGGAAAUUCACUGAACAAUACUGAGAAUCUUCCAUAAUUGCAGAGCAAAACAAUCGUUUCAUUUCUCAAAUUUCUGCUACCAAAAAUGGAAUCUGAAGAAGAUGAAAGCACCCAUCAAAACUCAAAACGGAGCAAACCCAUUAACCAGUCUCAAUUUCCAUCAACUUCGAUGCAAGAUUCAACCUUUACAACCCCCAAUUUACCCGAAGAACUCAUCACUGAAAUCCUCAAAAGGGUUCCAGUGAAAUCCCUUUUGCAGUUCAGGUGUGUUUCGAAGUCUUGGCUUGGUAUAAUCUCUAGCUCAGAUUUUGUUAAAACCCAUCUUAGUUUGUCUGCUAAUGACAAGGAAUACAAACACCAUAGGCUUAUGUUGAGUUUUGUUCAACCUGAAUACAAUCUUAAGGACUGUUCUCUUGGUUCUUUGUUAUAUGGGUCUGUUACUGAGGCGUUUGAUUUGGAUUACCCUAUGAAAAAUCCAGUUAAAUCUGUUUGGAUUGUGGGUUCUGUUAAUGGGUUGAUUUGUGUUGCUAUUGAGGAAAAUGAUUUGUUUAUAUGGAACCCGUCGAUUAGGAAGUUCAAGAGAUUGCCGGAUUCUAGGCCGACAUUGAGGUGUGGUUACUAUUUUAUGUAUGGUUUUGGAUAUGACGAGGUUCAUGAUGAUUAUAAGGUAGUGGGUAUUUUCUGUAUUUUUGGUGCUGGUGGUUCGUAUGAUGUUGAGGUGAAGAUAUAUGGUUUAAAGAGUGAUUCUUGGAGAAACGUUGAUGAUUUUCAGGGUGGGGUGUUGUUGAAUGAUUCGGGUAAGUUUGUGAAGGGGAAGCUUCAUUGGGCUACUACUGCUCGUCUUGGUGAGUAUAAUGGCUGGGAUAUAAUUUCUAUUGAUUUGAAGGAUGAGAAAUGGGGAAAGAUAGAGCAGCCCUGCUAUGAAAAAGGGAAUUUUGAUUUUGUGUUGGGAGUGUUGGAAGAUAAUCUUUCUGUGCUUUGUAAUUAUAACAAAACUCGGGCAGACGUGUGGGUCAUGAAGGAUUACGGGGUUAAAGAUUCUUGGGAAAAAAUGUAUACCAUCAGUUGUCCUAAUGACCCUGGGAAGUAUAUGUUCUCUCCACCCCUUUGCAUGUCAAAAAAAGGUGAAAUUUUGCUCGUGUUUGGGUCAAUUUUCAUGAUAUACAAUCCCAGUGAUGAUUCAAUCAGAUAUCCGGAGGUGACCAACUUUGAUGCCUGUCUUGAGGCGGAAAUCUACACUGAAAGCCUAAUAUCUCCCAUUUUACAAAAUGAGCCAAUUCCACAACAACAAUGAAGGCUGCAAAAGCUCAGAUGAAUGACAAUCCCGACUUAUGACAUGAAGUGAAAAAGCUAUGUAUGGAACAACCAAACAACUAAUCCACCACCUGUAACUGCAUGGAGCGCAAUGAAGAAACGCGGGCUUUCCCUGUUUUUACAGUUCAUUUGUGAUGUACUAAUGUUAUUACUGUGUGCAAUGUAAAGAGCGAGACUUACCUACAUCUACUAAUUGUAUCUCACAUUGUUGGUAGUUUUUAGCUUCUCCUUCCGUUGAACGUCUGUUGUAUGUAUAUUGAUCUGUAUUAGAAGAUGAUAUGUAAUGUUCAUCUUCCUAAGAUUCGUAUUUUACUCCAAUUUUUAGUUAUCUUGC
Messenger RNA from Solanum stenotomum, 1659 nucleotides. RefSeq names its product F-box/kelch-repeat protein At3g23880-like. The transcript has 2 exons. Lineage: Eukaryota; Viridiplantae; Streptophyta; Magnoliopsida; Solanales; Solanaceae. The record is from RefSeq and is a predicted model, not a curated record. Gene Ontology annotation, molecular function: protein binding. Bases 97 to 1305 code for a protein of 402 amino acids.